Anolis sagrei ordinatus is the source of this 7534-nucleotide messenger RNA. RefSeq names its product cell adhesion molecule L1 like (gene CHL1). Gene Ontology annotation, cellular component: axon; plasma membrane. The record is from RefSeq and is a predicted model, not a curated record. Gene Ontology annotation, biological process: brain development; cell-cell adhesion; axon guidance. NCBI's taxonomy places the organism in Eukaryota, Metazoa, Chordata, Lepidosauria, Squamata, Anolidae. Gene Ontology annotation, molecular function: cell-cell adhesion mediator activity.
UGGUGGGGCGAACGCGCUUCAGCGGCAACGUGCGUGUGUCAAUGUGUGUAAAUCUGUGUGCGCGGAGCUGGAGAGAGAUUGGGGAGGUUCGGGGGCUCGUUGCCAUGGCUCCCUCGAAGCUCCGCCGAAGGAGAUAUUGAUGCCAGUCACGAAGGGACCCUUCUUCUUCUCCUUCCUUUUCUCCUCCUCCUCCUCCUCCUCCCUUUCACCCUCCUCUUUCUUCCUUCCUUCCUUCCUCCUCCUCCUCUUCUCCUCCGUUUGGGGAGGUGGGACGGGUCUCCCUCCGGCUGCCACUCGCCAAAGUCCUGCCUCUUCCACGGGCAGAGCCUCCUCUCGCCUCCACUCCCCGCGGGCAGGCAGGCAGGCGGCAGAGCCACGGCGGGCGCACACACCUCCGGCCCCGAAGCGCUCCCAGCAACAGCCCCCUCCCUGGAGACCCAGAGUGUGCUGUAAGGUCCUGUGAAUUGAAAAUGAAACUGAUUUGAAAGUGCCAUUCUAUCCAGUGGAAGAAAUAGAAGGAAUUGACCUACUGGUUUUGCUCUUGAGGACUGCUUUUAAACUGAAGAAGAAGAAGAAGAAGAAAAUUGCAGGGCACUUUUCAUUCUCUUUGGACUCCCUGUUUACAGAAGAGAGAUGGAGAUGCCAUUAAAUACAAAAGAGAUCGCUGUGUGCAUGCUUCUCUUUGUAUUAAGUUUGGCAGGAGCUAUUGAAAUUCCGCUUUCUGUGCAGCAGCUCCCAACAAUCACAGCUCAAUCGACUGAUGAAGUAGCAUUCCCCUUUGAUGAAGAGUUUACAAUCAAAUGUGAAGCUAAAGGGAACCCACACCCAACAUUUUCCUGGACAAAAGAUGGGAAACCAUUUGACCUACAGCAUGACUCAAGAAUAAUUGCAUCUAGUAAUUCAGGAACAUUUGUUGUUAAAAACCGUGGGAACAUAUCCAAUUUUCAAGGAAAAUAUCGCUGCUAUGCUUCCAAUGAGCUGGGAUCUGCAGUGUCUGAAGAAAUUGCUGUUGUAGUUCCAGGUAUUCCUAAAUUUCCCAAAGAGAAGAUUGGCCCUAUAGAUGUAGAACAUGGUGAUGCAAUGGUCUUGCGCUGUAAUCCUCCCAAAGGAAUUCCACCAUUACGUAUUUAUUGGAUGAAUAUUGCUUUGCAACACAUCCCACAAGAUGAAAGGGUCUCCAUGAGCCUUAAGGGGGAUCUUUUCUUUGCAAAUGUGGAUGAGAAUGACAGCCGGAGUGAUUAUUGCUGCUUUGCCUCAUUUCCAAGACUAAGGACUAUUGUACAGAAAAUGCCAAUGACUCUGACAGUUACACGCUCAAAAUAUACUAAUGAUUCCAGUUCCUCUAGUGCUUCUAAGGCAAAUUUAUUCAAGGAAAGGAAACCAAGACUAGUUAUUCCUGAAACUUCUGACCACCAGUCAAAAGUGACUGUCAUGAAAGGAACUGAUCUGCUUUUGGAAUGCAUUGCUGAAGGACUUCCAACACCACAUCUAAACUGGGCAAGACGCUCAGUUCACAGAGGAAGCAUUGAGAAUUAUGGGAAGCUACUGAAGAUAGAACAAGUCACUGACAAAGAUGAAGGGUUAUAUGAGUGCAUUGCAAGGAAUGCUUUAGGAGAAGCAAGACAUGUGUUCGAAGUUGAUGUUGAAGAGCCACCCACGUGGGUUACAAAACCAGAAAGUGGAGUUUUCAGUAUUGGCGGAAGUUUUGUACGUGUAUGUGAAGCUGUGGGCAAUCCCGAGCCAACUAUCAAGUGGAAAAGGAAUGGUGUUCCUUUGACAGAAACAAAAACCAGCAGGGCUGCUUUUUCAACAAGAGAGAUCAGUAUAACCGAUCUGGUGUUGAAUGACAGUGCAGUGUACCAGUGUGAGGCUACCAACAAGCAUGGUACCAUUCUUGCCACAGCAAAUAUUGAUGUUCUCGAGAUUCCUCCAGAAAUCUUAACUCCAGAUGGUGAAGAAUAUGUUGUGGCUGUGGGUUACCCAAGUCGCCUAUACUGUCACUUUUUUGCAGUACCUCAACCUGAUGUCUCUUGGACUAAAGAUGACAGCAUGAAACGUCUUGAUGCUGAUCUGAAUGGAACCCUGGAGAUUAGAGAAACAAGAAAAGAAGAUGCAGGGUUUUAUACCUGUGUGGUGAAAAAUAUUGCUGGGAGACGUGCUCUCACAGCCACUCUAACUGUCAGAGAUGAUACCAAAAUUUCAGUUGUACCCAAGAAUCCACAAGUUUUGAAAGACCACCCAGUAUUGUUAAGAUGUCAUUCAGAAUAUGAUCCUCAUUUGAAAGAGCACUUUCAGAUUUCUUGGAGGAAGGACGGUGAGGAGCUUGGAAAGAAUGACACUGACGAAGAGAGAAUAAUUAUGGAGGGGGACACAUUGUUUAUACAAAAUGUGGAAUUAGAAGAUCAAGGAGUAUACACAUGUAUAGGCAGUACAUCAUUGGACACUACAGCAGAUGAUUCUCGCAUAACUGUCAUGGAUGUUCCUGAUUCUCCACAAAAUCUCUACAUCUCAGAAAAGCGGAACAGAAGUGUUAGGCUGUCGUGGAGUGCUGGAAGCACCAACAACAGUCCAAUAAAUGAAUCUAUUGUGGAGUUUGAAGAGAAUCGAUGGGAACCAAGAAGGUGGAGAGAAUUAAUCAGGGUCCCGGGGAAUGAUACUACAGCUGUCUUACCACUGGUCCCUUAUGUAAAUUACCAGUUCCGUGUGAUAUCCGUUAAUGCUGUUGGGAGAAGUCAGCCUAGUGAAACAUCAGAACGAUAUGAAACACCUCCAGCUGCUCCAGAUAAGAACCCAGAAAACAUCAGAGUUGAAACUUCCAAACCACAUGAGAUGAAUAUGACUUGGGAGCCAUUAAAACCUAUGGAGCACAAUGGACCUGGGCUGGAAUAUAAAGUGAACUGGCGGCAGCAGGAUGUUGCUGAGUGGGAGGAAGAAACAGUGCAAAAACAUUUCUUGGUGCUUCAGAACACUCCUACUUUUGUACCUUAUGAUAUCAAAGUCCAAGCAAUGAACAACUUGGGGUCUGGCCCUGAACCUGAUGUAAUAACUGGCUACUCAAGUGAAGACAUUCCAGAAGCAGCUCCUUCUGAUGUAAUUGUGCAAGUCAUCAAUAGUACUUUAGCUAAAGCUAUCUGGUCUACAAUUCCAAAGGACAGAGUUCGUGGACACCUCAAAGGCUAUAAGGUCAACUGGUGGAAAAUACGAAGUCGCUUGGGUGAAAAAAGCCAUCGCCUGGACAAACGGACCUUGCUGUUUAAUGCAGAUCGACACGACGGAAUGAUUCCUGGUCUAGAUCCAUUCAGUGAAUACCGUUUAACUGUUUCUGCGUAUAAUUCCAAAGGGACUGGACCAGAAAGCCUCACAUAUGAAUUCCAAACUCCAGAGGGAGUCCCUGAAAAACCACACUUCCUAAAGAUAUUAAAUUUUGAUAAAGAUUCAGUAACAUUGUCAUGGGGACCACCUAAGAAACCAAAUGGUAUCAUCACUGGAUACAUUUUGCAGUACCAGAUGAUUAAUGAAACUGAUGACAUUGGGCCUUUGCGGGAAAUCAAUAUUACCAACCCGUCAACAUUCAGCUUCAGACUUUCCAAUCUGAACAUCAGCACUAAAUAUAAGUUCUAUGCAAGGGCCUGCACACUAGAAGGCUGUGGGAAACCAAUCACAGAGGAAGGGAUAACAAUCGCAGAAGGCAGUAAAGCUGUUGGGAAGAUUUCUGAAGCAGUAAAUCCCACCCCAAAGAUUCAGCCUCUUGAGGCGCUUGAACCUGGAACUGCAUACACAGUUCGACUAGUGACUAAGAACUGGGUUGAUAAUAAUAGCAUUUCUGCAGAUGUAAUUGAGUCAAGGGGGAGAGCUUAUGCUGGAAUUUAUGAAAGAAUCUCGACACAAGGCUGGUUUAUUGGACUGAUGGGUGCAAUUGCUUUGCUGACCUUGUUGUUGCUUACAGUUUGUUUUGUCAAAAGGAAUAAAGGAGGCAAAUAUUCAGUGAAAGAAAAAGAAGACUUACAUCCAGAUCCUGAAGGACAAUCCAUAAAAGAUGAAAUCUUUGGUGAAUAUAGUGACAGUGAUGAAAAACCACUAAAAGGAAGCUUGCGAUCUCUUGACAUGGACAUUAAGACUGCAGAGAGUGCAGAUAGUUUGGUGGAUUAUGGAGAUGGAGACCACAGAAUGUUCAAUGAAGACGGUUCCUUUAUUGGCGCUUACACCGGAUGUAAGGAGAAAGCAUCCGUUGAAAGCAUUGGGAGCUCUACAGCAACCUUUCCUCUCCAUGCAUAAAAUAUUAGCAUGAAUAAUACAUUUCAAGUCACCAUAUUUAUCUUUACUAGUCAUCAAAUAUCAUAUGAGUCAAAAGUAGGCUGCAGAGAAGUUCAAGACCACAGCAUUCAGCCUAUUUAGAAAUAGGGAUCUGACUUCAAAGCUGAUUUGUGAAAUUCUUAUUUAUCAAAACACAGGCAUUGUGAUUUCAUUAAAAUUUGUCUCAGAAUUAAAAUUUGGUAAGACAUAUGCCACUCGGCCUGACCAAAAGCACCACUACUUCAGUGCUAUAUAUACUUGUAUAUAGGGACCUGAAAUCUUCCAUUAUUAGUCCUAUAGAUAUAUGUAGCAGUGACAGCACUCAGGCAACUUACACUGGAAUUAUAGAUAAUGUUUUAGCUUGGUUUUUGGUAAUGGGGCAUUGUUUCCCUACUGUGAUCCUACAACGAAAGUGUGCUAUCAAAUCUUGGAUACAUAGACCAGGAUCCUGCAGAGGUGCUCUCCUAAUAGAAUGGUUUCUCUCAGCAAAACUAUGAAAUGGGCAUUUUCCCCUCCACUUAUUCUCCCAACACACACACAUUGAAAACCCUCCAGUGCAAAUUUCUGGGUAGUGUGGAAGUCUUCUCAGGCAGACUAGGUGAAAAUGUCUUUUUGUCCUAUCAAUUGGCCAAAAAUCUAGCACUAGAUUUCAGCCAUAGGAAAAUGCAGCCAAUACUUUGGGGACUGUUAUCUAAUGAAAUCUAAUCUAGUCUUUCUUUGUGUACAGUGGAGGAUAAAGUGUAAUCUGCACAACAUAUGUAGUUUAUAGGGUUGUUUUGCAGCCCUCACAAAUAAAAUAGAAGUUUUCAAAGAAGUUUUUUAAAAGAAAAAAAUCUGAAAUCCUUUCUAUGGGGUGCGAGAGGCUUUUUUUGCCACUUUUGGCCACAUCUCUCGGGCCAAUUUAAUUCCACAAGAGAACUUUUUCUGAAACAAUAUGUGAACCAGGAGUGACUUCUGCUCACUUUCUGUUGUUUUUCAAAAAGGCUUUUCUUAAACCUAAAAUGGUCCAUUGGGAUCUAAAAACAUACCCCAGAAGGAAUUUUGGGACAAAAUAAUUUUCUUUUUUCUUUUCUUUUUCCUUUCCUUUUGUUUUCUUUUCUUGGAAAUAUACAGUGCAGGGUAUAGCAUGUCAAGAUUUGCUGAGGCUCCAUUACCAAAUGUCUUGUCAGUAAUGGCAAUUGCUAGUGUCCUAACAGUGACCUACAAGUUUCUCAUUAGCCAGAAACUGGUCAGAAACAAUAUGAAGUGCUACACAUUCUGGUAACUAUGUUCUAAAAACUUGUUGGGGACAUUGUUACUCAGGAGACUGAGCUUUGAACAAAAAGUUCCCCUUUCUUGUAUGUUUUGUGCUUCUGUAUAUACAUUUCAAACCACAUUCCCUAAAAAUGUCAUGUAACAUCAUUACAGAAAUCAGGUUCCAGACAGAAAAAGCGGCAUACAUUAUUACUUUAGACAAAUCACAAAAGAACACCCCCAAAAAGAAAAAAAAAGCUUCACACCCUUUUUAUAUUCCCCCAAAACAUCCUGGUUGGUUUUGAAAUCUAUAUUCUGUUUUGAUGGCCAUUGCUGCAAGAUGCAAUUUUUCUAUCUGCCAACAAUGUGAUCACAAAGUGGUUGAAUCUUCUCUCUCUUUUGCCCACUAGCUGGCACUCUUUCUUUAUGAAAUCAGCUGCAAUAACACUCUAUUUGUGGUUGUGGUAAGCACGCAGCUGAUAUAGAGUCCUUGAGUACAAGCAGAAAUAGAUUCUUUUUAAACAAAUUGACAUCACUACCCCAUGUAUAUAUUUAUAUGCCUGCAUACCUUUUGUGAAUUUUUGUACAUAUUAUGUUUAUACAAAUUCUUUCAGGUGAGCCACAUUCCUUUUCUUUUACAGUAAAAUAACAAUUGAUAGAACAGGGCAUUUCAGCUCAGUAGCAAUUGUUGUUUUCUUGUCUCUAUGAUUUUUUAUAUACAUAAGGUUAAUUUUCCAUAUAAAGCACAUGAAGCCUUCCUUGUAUUACUUUAAAAAAAAACCCAACACCACAAGUUAUUCCCAUUCAAAUCCCCAAGCAUGAAUAUUUUGAAAUUCUUUUGAGUCUCAGCUUGAUUUCUGCUGAAUCAAAGCAAAUGCCAUUACCAAAAGGGCCUAUAAAUGACUUUUUAUUCCAGCAGAAUUCUGUCUUUGGUGUGUAAAACAACUGUCUCCUGAAGCUAUAUUCAUUGAGUGAUACACAAAAGUCAUCAUGCUAAUUGCAGUGAUAAUGGAACUGUUGCAUGAAAAACAAUCCUGGGGUAACCUCAGUAUUCUAUGUGAACCCAUUUUUAUUUGCUAUUCAGACUUAUUUCAUAGUAUUUGAUAGACAAAUAUCAACAAAUCUGACAUAUGCAUUCUUAUUCUGAGCAUGUACAAAUAAAUCUUAAUACUACUCUGGUUCUCUUUUAAUGUUAUUAUGAAUACAGUUGAGCCAAACCAUGAUCCUGAGCUAGUCCCAAACAUUUCAGCUGGGGAUUAGACCUACAAACCUAAAUUGUCACUCCCGACUAUAAGAGACUCAGCGAAUCAAUUGAAUUCAGAUAUGUUAACUUACUUACUUUCAAUGGCUUUACUCUAUUCAGGACUAACAAUUGGAAUUAAUUCUAGACAUCUUUAAAGCUUACGUUAAAAAGGAUCCCUAGACAUAAGAGUCCUAAUUAUUUCAGAGACACAGUCAGUGUAUUUUUGGCUAGGGUUUAUUAAGGAGGUAUUUUAUUAAGGUUUUCAGGUUUGUCUAUCCUGGCACAGAAUGGAGGAAUAUGUUUCAACUCAGCAGUGCUAGUAUACAAAGCUGCUAAAAUUUUAACUUGAUGCAGAGAUGCAGCAGUUCAUAUUUUCCUUGUGUAUAUUCAAUAUCUGAGCCAGCAUAACAUGUGCCUUCUCUAAAGUAGCUUAAGAACUCAUUUGAUACAAAUCAUGGCAUAAACUAGCUUCCAUUUGUAAGACUAUAUGGUAGAAUGUAUGGGAAACCAACUAGCUUUUUAGUUACACCACAGAAGAUAUUUGAUACCUGAGUGGAAAAACACUUAACAAGAUACACAGCAUGUGGGACACAUGUGAAAUUGGCAAUUAUAGUACCCAUAUUCUUGCAUGGGUGCACUGCCAUGCCCUUGCUUACCUGUCUUCAGCAUCUGGAUAGUACUGAGAGCAAGAGGUAGCCAUCUUGAGUACCAUUAUUUUGACAGAAAGCUAGGAUAUAAAUUUAAUAAGCAAACAAAGGAGGAGUA